AUGGUGGCGUUCACGGUGUCCAGAGUGGAAACCGCGCCUUUCGUUGGCCAGAAGCCCGGCACUUCCGGUCUACGUAAGAAGGUGAAGGUGUUCAUGCAACCUCAUUAUUUGGAAAAUUUUGUUCAGCCAACGUUCUACGCCCUUUCAGCAGAAAAAGUUAAGAGGUCCGGAGCCACACUUGUUGUUUCUGAAGAUGGCCGCUAUUAUUCAAAAGAUGCAAUUCAGAUCAUAGUAAAGAUGACUGCUGCGAAUGGAGUAAGACGUGUUUGGGUUGGUCAGAAUGGUUUGCUCUCAACUCCUGCUGUAUCAGCAGUAAUUCGUGAGAGAACUGGGCAUGAUGGAUCUAGGCCAUCAGGUGCAUUUAUUCUGACAGCAAGCCAAAAUCCAGGAGGUCCCCAUGAGGACUUUGGGAUCAAGUAUAACAUGGAAAAUGGCGGACGUGCUCCUGAGAGUAUUACUAAUAAGAUCUAUGAGAAUACGAAAACUAUAAAGGAAUAUUUUAUAGCGGAAGACCUACCUAAUGUUGACAUUACUGCUUUGGUGUCACGAGCUUCACUGGACCUGAAGGGCCGUUUGAUGUCGAAGUCUUCGAUUCAGCUGCGGAUUACAUAUUUGUGGUCGAUUCUAAUAGCCAAAAUCUUUUACUGCCUUAUUCAAAGCUAUGAUGCACUACAUGGAGUUGCAGGAGCUUAUGCUAGGCGUAUAUUUGUGGAAGAGCUCGGUGCUAAUGACAGCUCUCUGCUUAACUGCACACCUGAGGUCUUGCAUGCACAGAUAAAUGCUGAAAGAUUCUUUGUUACUCCAUCGGAUUCUGUCGCUAUCAUUGCUGCAAAUGCUGUUGAAGCCAUACCCUACUUUUCUGGCGGUCUCAAGGGAGUAGCCAGAGGCUGCACUCCAUAUGUUUACAGUGUCAGCAUCAUGACUUGGUGCAAGAUUGUCAAGGGGAUACGUCCUGAUGUACCAAAUGUUGUUCAUGCUGAUGAAUUUGAAUAUAAGGAUCCUGUUGAUGGUUCCAUUUCUAAGCAGCAAGGAACAGGCUCAGAAGGUGCAACCAUUCGUCUUUACGUAGAGCAGUAUGAGAAGGAUCGAGCAAAAACCGGGAGAGAGUCUCAGGAAGCAUUGGCUCCUCUUGUGAAAGCUAUUCUCAAGCUUUCAAAAAAUGGAGGAAUUUACCGGGCGAUGUGGCCCGACUGUCGUUACAUAGAUCUGCUUCCGCUACAUCAAGAUUUUACAGACCCUGCAUUAGUGUAUACAGUUUUGUGA
Messenger RNA from Rhodamnia argentea, 1263 nucleotides. RefSeq names its product phosphoglucomutase, cytoplasmic-like. The record is from RefSeq and is a predicted model, not a curated record. Gene Ontology annotation, biological process: carbohydrate metabolic process. The transcript is spliced from 14 exons. The coding region runs from base 1 to 1263 and encodes 420 amino acids. Gene Ontology annotation, molecular function: phosphoglucomutase activity. Lineage: Eukaryota; Viridiplantae; Streptophyta; Magnoliopsida; Myrtales; Myrtaceae. Gene Ontology annotation, cellular component: cytosol.